Molecule: messenger RNA, 1002 nt
Organism: Aspergillus bombycis
Lineage: Eukaryota; Fungi; Ascomycota; Eurotiomycetes; Eurotiales; Aspergillaceae
Exons: 1
Coding region: 1-1002 (333 amino acids)
Source: RefSeq, a predicted model, not a curated record
AUGACGAAUCGCUACCAUCGCUUCGCCUUGGGCCAGUACAACCGAGCAGUCGCGCAUCUGAUCUCCCGCAUGAACUCCAAUGACCCGAGCGUGAAGAAUAUGGCCUUGAUUUGCUGUCUACUGUUUGUGGUCUUCAAGUUAACGCGGGGGCGGUAUGACCUAGCGAUUGUUCAUCUUCAAAAUGGGGUCAAGCUACUGGGCGCUGAGGCACAAAGGCCUAAUUACAGUUCCCUAUACCAUACACAUCCCUCUUUAGCCUUAGAGCGACAGAUUGAACCAUCUUUCGCCGCUGCCAUAAUGCACCUGGAUCAGCAGAGCGCACAUUUUGGAGUCUCCAAGCUACACGACGGGCUGGCUCUAGAAAUGUUUGCUGACCAGGCCGGCCACGCACCGACAAUCAUGGAUUUCCAAACUAUCCAGGACGCGUGGAUCGUGCGCGACCGCAUCUUUAUUCAAUUUUGCAUGUUUGGCACACUCUGUGAAUCCUUCUCGGCAGUUGAGAUCUCUGCGAACUAUGGUGUAUUAUCUAUGGAGCAGAGGAAACAGCAGGUACAGCUUGCCGGGUUUGCGGAGGCGCUGGAUCGCUUUGAGAAGGCAAGCAUUCGUGGCAGAUGUCUCACGGCAAGGGAACGAAGGGCCCUUGCAAUUCUACGUAUGCAUCAUGCGGCACUUUCAGUGACUACGGAUAUAUGCUUGAUCAAGUGCGGCGACACUAUCCGUAGUAUAUCCACGGGACGCUUCCACAAUGUCGUCGAUCAAGCGCAGAAUAUCACGGGCAGGUUGAUGGAGAUUGCCCCCCGAAGUACACAUCGCCGUCCCACACUGCUAAUGGAGACAGGCACUAUAGCACCUCUGUUCUUCGUCAUCGCCAAAUGUGAUGAUGCAGCGGUUCGCCAGCGCGCACUGGCGGUCCUGGAGUCUUGGCCACACCGAGAAGGCCUGUGGGACUCCCAACUGGCCGCAACGUUGGCUCGCCAGAUGAUCUCUCCCGAGGUGCAUUAG